Messenger RNA from Myripristis murdjan (pinecone soldierfish), 2217 nucleotides. RefSeq names its product neuropilin (NRP) and tolloid (TLL)-like 1, like (gene neto1l). Gene Ontology annotation, biological process: positive regulation of excitatory postsynaptic potential. Bases 1 to 1701 code for a protein of 566 amino acids. Gene Ontology annotation, molecular function: ionotropic glutamate receptor binding. NCBI's taxonomy places the organism in Eukaryota, Metazoa, Chordata, Actinopteri, Holocentriformes, Holocentridae. The record is from RefSeq and is a predicted model, not a curated record. Gene Ontology annotation, cellular component: postsynaptic density. The transcript is spliced from 11 exons.
AUGGUACAUGGGCACAGCUUCCUUCACGUUGUUGCAAGUCUUCUCAUACUUGGGUUGUCUGGGGCAACAAAGAAGGAUACAGCAGUGAAAAACAAUUCUGGAGUCAAGCCUGCAGGCCAGUGUGGAACUUGGGUAAAAGAACCAGAAGGAGGGCUCUUUACUUCUCCCAAUUACCCAAACAAAUACCCCCCGGACACAGAGUGUGUUUACAUCCUUGAAGCCCCCCCAAGGCAAUGUAUUGAUCUACACUUUGAGGAGAACUAUUCGAUCGAGUCCUCUUGGGAAUGUAAAUUUGACAACAUCGAGGUUCGGGAUGGACCAUUUGGCUUCUCCCCAAUACUUGGACGGUAUUGUGGUCAGCACAGCCCGCCUGAUAUCAGGAGUAGCGGAAGAUAUCUGUGGAUAAAAUUUGUUACCGACGGUGAACUGGAAGCAGUGGGGUUUUCAGCAAGUUACAACUUCACUGCAGAUCCGGACUUUGCAGACUUGGGAGUACCCCCACCUCUGCCCUCAUGUCAGUAUGACAUGGGCGGUCCGGAGGGGAUCGUUGAGUCUCAUCAGAUCACCAGAGACGGGAAGGCCGGUGCUGCCGAGGCCGUCGACUGUAAAUGGUACAUCCGCGCUCCGCCGCGCUCCAAGAUAUACCUGCGCUUCCUUGACUAUGAGAUGGCCAAUUCCAAUGAGUGCAAGCGUAACUUCGUGGCAGUGUACGAUGGUGGCAGCUCAGUGGAGGACCUGAAGAGCAAGUUCUGCUCCACGGUGGCCAACGACAUCAUGCUGGUUUCCACGCUGGGCGUCAUCCGUAUGUGGGCUGACGAGGCCAGCCGCAAAAGCCGCUUCCGCAUCCUUUUCACAACCUACCAAGAACCUCCAUGCGAAGCAGAUGCCUUCUUCUGUCACAGUAACAUGUGCAUAAACAACACGCUGGUGUGUAACGGCAUGCAGAACUGUGUCUACCCCUGGGAUGAGAACCACUGUAAAGAGAAGAGGAAAGCCAACAUCCUGGACAACCUGAACAAUACAAAUGGAACCAUAAUCGGUGUCACCUGUUGCAUCGUCCUCCUCCUCCUCAUCGUCUCCGUCAUUGUCCAGAUCAAGCAGCCGCGUAAGAAGUACAUCCUGCGGCGUGAGGACUUUGACCCCACCAUGUUCCAAGAGGUGUUUGAGCCUCCCCACUACGAGCUGUGCACAUUACGGAGCGCCACCACAGCCGCGGCAGCCUCAGCAGACCUAGUUGACCUGGCGGAGGACUUUGAGAACUACCAUGCCUUGCGCCGUGCCUCCUCACGCUGCGUCCAUGAUCACCACUGCGGCUCGGCCUCCAACUCUGGCUCCGCUCACUUAUCCCAACUGUCGCUCAGUGGGCGCGGGAGCCGUGGAAACUUGAGCGCACGUGACGCAGCGGCCGCCGCUCUUCUCACAGACCUCCCCCCGCAGCAGCCCAUGGCGGUGCGGCCCCUGCUACCAGCCACCGGAAACCGAAGGAGCAUCUUGGUCAUGAAGCACAGCUACUCGCAAGAGGCAGCGGACAAUGGAUGUGACCUGGACGACGACCUGGAAGAAGUUCCCACCACCAGCCACCGGCUAUCACGCCACGAAAAGGCAGUACAGCGACUUCUUGAGAAUAGUGCAAUCCUGGAUCAAUACGAACGGGCAUCAAUGAAAUAUGAAAAUGCGGAGCGGAGAUAUACACCAGCAUGAUGCUGAUGAUGAUGAUGAUGAAGGGACACUGUGACGAGAGGAGAUUGAAAAUGUAUUCACGUGCAAACAUGAACACAAAGACCUAGAUGGAGAUACUGUAGCUGCAAUGCUGUGAAACCCAGAGAGUCUUGAAACUUGAAUAUCAGUAGGCUUUGUACUCUGCGUACUGUAGUCAUGCAAGAUUUUUUUAGUCUUAAUGGACAGGGGUGUUUAGAAUUAACAUGAUUACUGAACUUUCAAUUUGGGACAUUAGCCACAAACCAUUCAUUGUCACAGAUUCCUCAUUGAUAACAAAAUUAAAAAGAUCAAGCAUCUUCAAUUUAAUUUUUGAGCAUGCAUUUUUCAAAUUUGUAGCAUACAUACAUAUGAUUUCAGUAGCAAAUUAUAAAUGCUUGUCAAAUUUAUGAAGAUGAUGGUGUGUUUUAUUAAUGAUAAUUCGGAAAAUAAACUCAGUUAAUUACUAACCUCGUUCAAAUGAAAUACAUUUGGAAUAACCUAAAUUAUUUUAAUGACAAU